Messenger RNA from Cuscuta campestris, 1661 nucleotides. The record is from the annotation of a GenBank genome assembly. NCBI's taxonomy places the organism in Eukaryota, Viridiplantae, Streptophyta, Magnoliopsida, Solanales, Convolvulaceae.
AUUAGUUUUCGUAGUUCGAAAUCUAAACUUUCUAAGACUUCAAUGAAAUUCAAGACUCGGUCAAAAAUUCAAGAAACAUAGCUACCGGUACCGGAUUCCGGCGGCAUCACCAAUCUCCGGCGACCUGAAGGCUACUUCCUAAGUCUUGAUGAAAUGCUGACCUCUGCGAUUCUUUCUCUUCCACGCUCUUCUUCCACAUCAGCCUUUCCGCCGCCACUUGCCUGUUCCGGCGCACUCCAUUCGUCUUGCUCUUUAGCUACUCCUACACUAAGAGUUAUUACUACAGCAAGCAAAAGCCCCUCUAGGAAUAGGCUUCUCCGUCUACGCGGUCAGGCAUCUUCCUCUUCCAGGCCGAUGAUCGAGAAGGAAACCCCGGAGUCCCAACGGCCGGAAUCCUUCCUGCGAGACUCCGAUAACAAGGAAUUCUCCUGCGCCGGUGAUGAGACCGUGAGGGCUCGUUUUGAGAAGAUGAUCCGGGAGGUUCAGGACGGCGUGUGCUCGGCCCUGGAGGCGGUGGACGGAGGGGGCAAUUUCGCAGAAGAUGUUUGGUCCCGACCAGGCGGCGGUGGUGGGAUCAGUAGGGUUUUGCAGGACGGAAACGUAUUUGAAAAGGCCGGCGUCAAUGUAUCCGUCGUGUACGGCGUCAUGCCUCCUGAGGCCUAUAGAGCUGCCAAGCCAUCCACAUCUGCAGCCGAUGAUGGCAACAACUUAAAGCCCGGACCUGUUCCAUUUUUUGCUGCUGGGAUAAGCUCGGUUCUGCAUCCAAAGAACCCUUUUGCUCCAACUCUGCAUUUCAACUAUCGUUAUUUUGAAACGGAUGCUCCAAAAGAUGCUCCGGGCGCACCACGUCAAUGGUGGUUCGGUGGUGGUACUGAUUUGACACCUUCUUACAUUUUUGAGGAGGACGUUCGACACUUCCAUUCGGUUCAAAAAAGUGCGUGUGAUAAGUUUGAUCCUAGCUUCUAUCCUCGAUUCAAAAAAUGGUGUGAUGAUUAUUUUUAUAUUAAGCAUAGAGGAGAGAGACGAGGUCUCGGAGGAAUUUUCUUUGAUGAUUUGAAUAACUAUGAUCAAGAGAUGCUUCUUUCAUUUGCUACAGAGUGUGCGAAUUCGGUCAUCCCCGCAUAUAUACCAAUUGUAGAGAAGAGGAAAGAUAUGCCAUUCACAGACAGUCACAAGGCAUGGCAACAACUACGUCGAGGGCGUUAUGUAGAGUUCAACUUGGUUUAUGACCGUGGAACAACAUUUGGACUAAAAACUGGAGGACGUAUAGAGAGUAUUCUUGUAUCUCUUCCAUUAACUGCGCGAUGGGAGUACGACCAUAAACCACGGGAGGGGACUGAAGAAUGGCGGCUUUUGGACGCUUGUAUCAACCCAAAGGAUUGGAUCUGAGCUUAAACAAUCAGACUACUCUGUUGCUUUGCUGCCUGUUGAGGUUUGAGCUUUUGUUGUAUCAGUAUUUGUCUGAGUUUGGAAUAAGCCCCAGUGUUCAUUGCUGUUUUAUUGAAUUGAAGUGAUUUUGUAGCAUUUGUUUGAUGCAUAAUUGUAAGCUAAUUAUCAUUUUUAUUUCGGUGCAUCUUAUGAGCAUUGAUGAUGUAACAGGUUAUUCUGAUCCAUAUAUGACUAUUGACUACUAAUAAUCUCAAUAAGAGCAUCACAUUUUA